Messenger RNA from Exophiala bonariae, 1146 nucleotides. RefSeq lists its product as uncharacterized. NCBI's taxonomy places the organism in Eukaryota, Fungi, Ascomycota, Eurotiomycetes, Chaetothyriales, Herpotrichiellaceae. Bases 1 to 1146 code for a protein of 381 amino acids. The transcript has 2 exons. The record is from RefSeq and is a predicted model, not a curated record.
AUGUCGAACCACGCACUCAUAUUUGGGGCAUCGGGUAUCUCAGGUUGGGCGCUGGUGAAGGAGGCUCUUUCUUACCCAGAUACUACAGCAUUUGCCAGAGUCACUGCACUCACCAACAGAUCUCUCUCACUUGCAGACAGUCAAUGGCCUGAAGACAAACGCCUUCAAGUAAUCAGUGGGAUUGAUCUGACAAGGCCCCUGGCAGAUGUGAUUGAGCUGCUAAAGAACAUCCCAAAUAUAGCAACUGUGUCCCACGUCUUCCUAUUCCUGUUCCUUGACCCGGGCAAAGACAAGAAAACCUUGGUGGAAGUCAACACCAGCUUGGUCAGGACCGCCGUCCAGGGCAUCCAACAUUUGUCCCCAGUCAUCAAGUCCUUCAUCCUCCAGACUGGUGGGAAAGCGUAUGGCCUUGAACGACCUGAUGUUGUCGAGAUUGUUCCUCCUCUCAAGGAGUCCUCACCCAGAGCACCCCCACCCAUCGCCGACGACAUCUUCAAUUACCAUCAAUAUGAUGUUCUCAUGGAAUUGUCCAAGGACGCGUCCUGGACCUUUACCGAGAUUCGUCCUGAUGCAAUGAUUGGGUUUGUCCCGGGGACCAAUGCCAUGAAUAUCGCUCAGGGUCUUGCUUUCUACCUGACGCUUUACCGGGAGGUCCACGGAGAAGGGGCAUCCAUUCCGUAUCCAGGGGCCGAACACGGCUACCGACACAAACAUACGGACACCUUUCAAGACAUCGCAGCACGUGGGGAGAUAUUCGCCGCCUUGAAUCCAGACAAGUGCGGCUCUGGCCGGACGUUCAACAUCGUCAACGGCGAUGUAAUUACAUGGGCCGAUAAGUGGGCACCUCUCGCUGCAUAUUUUGGGCUCCGAGGUGUUGGACCUCAGGGAGCAUUCGAACCACCCGCCGAGUUUGUUCGCAAACAUGCCAAAGUCUGGGAUGAGUUAGUGAAGCGAGAGAACUUGAAGUCGGGUCGCAUCGAGGCUUUUUCCUGGGCAUUCUUGGACGUGAUGAUGGACAAGGCAUUCUUUGAUCGUCAAUAUGAUGUUGGUGCCAUUCGUGCGGCGGGUUUCAAUGAAACCAUCGACACGGUCGAGGCCUACACGACUGCCUUUGACAGAAUGCGUCUAGCUGGGAUUAUUCCAUAG